Messenger RNA from Uranotaenia lowii, 2252 nucleotides. RefSeq names its product pickpocket protein 28-like. The transcript is spliced from 7 exons. Gene Ontology annotation, cellular component: membrane. Bases 129 to 1952 code for a protein of 607 amino acids. NCBI's taxonomy places the organism in Eukaryota, Metazoa, Arthropoda, Insecta, Diptera, Culicidae. Gene Ontology annotation, biological process: sodium ion transmembrane transport. Gene Ontology annotation, molecular function: ligand-gated sodium channel activity. The record is from RefSeq and is a predicted model, not a curated record.
GGAGUUUCGUUACGGGGCCUGACCUCAACCGGAUCAUCGUCGUUGGAUCGUCGUUCAAAAACGAGGAGCAAAAACGAGAGCAACAUAAAAAAAAUCAGUCAGCAGGAAAAUAAGAAGAUAAUCUACUAAUGAUGUGGACGCCCAACGAAAGAAAAAUCCAGAAGUCAAACAAUGGAAUUGGAACGAGAUUGAUUCGUUUCGAGAAAAAUGAAAUUUCCAAAAUAUCGCUGUCGGAAAACUUACGAGAAUAUUGCUUGAAUACAACAAUUCAUGGUCUCAAAUAUGCGGGAACAGUUAGCCUGUCAAUCGUUGAGCGAGGUUUUUUCAUCGUCUCGUUCUUCCUGGUGGUCACGCUGUCGAUCUACUUCAUUAGCAAUGUUUAUCAGAAGUGGCAAUCGACGCCGAUCAUCAUCGGACUGAAUCCGAUCGCGACCAACAUUAAGGACAUUCCCUUUCCGGCCGUGACAAUCUGCAACAUGAACCAAGCUCGCCGAUGGGCUGCCGAGCGAGUCAAACCUAACAGCUUGGAGCAGGACGUUCUCAAUAGUAUCUGUUCUCUUGACGGGGAGUUCAACACGAGCAGCUACGUAGGAAAAUGGUCCAAUGUGCGGAAGAUGUUGCUCAGCUCGACGCAGCCCUGCGAUCAGAUGUUGCAGGGCUGUCGCUAUGCGCAGAAGAUUCAAAAGUGUAUGCACAUGUUUCAGCCGGUGCUAACCGACGAGGGGCUUUGCUGUACGUUCAAUAGCGUCGAUCAGGCUCACAUGCUGCAGCAUGAGGAUAAGGCGAACGCUUAUAUUCCCGAGGCGGAUAAUCCCUUUGAGCCUAUCGAGUGGACUCCGGAAGGAGGAUUUGUGGGGUCGAUCACGAACGCGAGCUUUCCAAGGAAUAUUGCUGGUAUUGGAGCACACAUGGGCCUAACGGUAGUCCUCGAUGCCAACGUGAGUGACUACUACUGUUCCUCGACCAGCUCCUACGGCUUCAAGCUACUGCUGCACAAUCCAACCGAAACACCUAAAAUGGCCGACUUCGCCAGCUACGUAAUGGUGGGCACCGAAAACCGGAUCAUCGUAACCCCACGCAUCAGCGACGCAUCCUUCCUGAUACGAAAGUUCGUUCAAGGCCAGCGACAGUGCGUAUUCGCCAACGAGGCCAAUCUGUCGUACUUUAAAACCUACUCGAGGAACAACUGCGAGAUGGAGUGCGAAGCACGGUUGAUUCAGGAAAACUGUGGCUGCGUGCUGUACUACAUGCCGAAGCUGACCGAGGAUGUGAAGAUUUGCAGCCAAGCCGAUGCUCACUGCUACGAGGAGAUCCGGACGUCGAUUGCUUUUACCUCGAAUACGAGCCUGAUGUGUACCUGUCUGCCCGGUUGCUUCGAAAUAAGCUAUGCCAUGGACAUAUCGACGGCCGAUUUAUGCGUCGGAAAGUUUCAGGUUCGUGAAGAACUGCUGACUCAGAAUGAUUCUUAUGCGAGGCAUAACGUUGCCUUAGUUUACAUCUUUUUCAAGGAUACCUACUUCAGAAGUUUCUCGAAGGGAGAACUUUUCGGAUUCACCGAUUUUCUGUCCAAUAUUGGUGGUCUCCUGGGACUGUUCUUGGGAUUUUCAAUCAUCUCGGUUGCGGAGGUUCUUUACUUCUUGACGCUGCGCCCAUAUUUUGCCAAACGAAGGGAACGAAAAUCGCAGGCUGCAGCGGCCCCCGUCAUUCCACGGGAUCACGAGCGAGAUUUCCACGUAUUCUAUAAUCAUGUUAUGCCGCAAAAGGAUACAAACGGAACUCUACCGCAGGCCAGGUACAAAAGCCAGACAGACGGAACAACCACGACCAGAGAUUGGCCAAGCGAGCUGAAACUUUUCAUAACCAGCCGGGUGGCCAUCGCGACUAAAUGGGUCGAAAAUGCCUUCCGGUUGCAAGAGCCGAAAAAAGUGUCCACUUUCCCCUUUUACGAGUAGAUUGUAGAAUGAUGUUCUUAAGUUUAAAUAUGGAAUUUUCGAGAAAAUCUACAGCCAGACGAAAGCUAAACAAAGCUUAACAUAUCAACGUGGAAGUAAGUUUAUUGUUUUCCGUUUUUUUGUUGAGCACCACGAGAUGUAUCCUUUGGCCCUGUCUUAAAUUGACAAUAUAACAAGCUUAAACCGUAAAUCGAUCUGUAUCACAGCGGUUCCUUUUUCGAAAUCUUAGUUUAUUUAAUAGUUUUGUAGUUUCAAGUGCGUGAAUGUUUCCUAUUGUGCUGGAGUAAAAGAACGACCAUU